GGGUUUGUGUUAAUUAGUUGAUUUAUUAAUGGUGUUGGAGCCAAUCAGCAAAAAGCAGCAAAAAUCCACAACUCAACCAGGGAGGGAGGGGAGGAGCAGCCAAAGGAGCUUCCUUGGUUCACUUUCGCAGUCGAGAGUGCAUUACUUUUACGAGCAGUAACACCUGCAACUGCAAGCAACCAAGCAAGCCCGCAAGAAGCAGCACCCUCAUCAAAUCAUCGUUAGAGCAUUGAUCAGAAUGGAAGCUCCUGAAUCUCCAUACCCAAAUUUGUCUCCAAAGGAAUCGCUAAUUAAGCGUUACAAGCCUAUUUGGCGUAUUCUAUUGAUCUCUAAUCUCGCUCUUGGAGCUUAUAUGUUUGCAAAGGCAAGGAAGAAAAAUUUGAACAUAGAAGAAAGGAAAACUGCAAAAAAGGAUGUGGAAGAAAGCAAAGCCCCAGAGGAAGAUUUCUUGGAUUCAACAACUCUCUCAGUUCCUGAGACUCCGUCCCCUGCUCCAGCUGUUCUAAAAGCAAAGCAGCCCAUACCUGAAGAUCAGCAGCGUGAGCUUUUCAAGUGGAUAUUGGAAGAGAAAAGAAAAGUCAAGCCCAAGGACCAGCAGGAGAAGAAACGAAUUGAUGAAGAGAAAGCCAUCCUCAAACAGUUCAUACGGGCAAAGGCCAUUCCAAGUUUUUAACUGAUGUUUCUAAAUUUUUUCUACAAAAAAUAGGAAGUUGAAAAGGAUUUGGUACCCAUCAAUUGUUAGACAGAGAAUCUAAAGUUCCCAUUCAGUAUGAAUAUAUUCUUUUUGAAA
Hevea brasiliensis (rubber tree) is the source of this 790-nucleotide messenger RNA. RefSeq lists its product as uncharacterized. Bases 239 to 673 code for a protein of 144 amino acids. The transcript has 2 exons. NCBI's taxonomy places the organism in Eukaryota, Viridiplantae, Streptophyta, Magnoliopsida, Malpighiales, Euphorbiaceae. The record is from RefSeq and is a predicted model, not a curated record.